AUGUCCAUUCUGCCACUCCCUGUUUCAAACAAAAUAACAGGCUUCAUUAAAGCUUUUUUGCAACCAGAAUAUAUGCCUGGAAAUGACAGAUGGAUGUGCCCACAGUGCUCUUCCCUUCAAGACAGUACCCGGGAAACUGUCUUCACCCAGUGUGGAGAUAUACUGAUCAUCCAACUGAAAAGGUUUAACUGUAUCCAAGGAAGAUCUGUGAAAAAUAAUAAAUUUGUUUCUUGCCUCGCCCAAGGUCACGAAACCCUAAAAGUUUAUUCCCAUCCUGCGGAGGAUAUAUCAUUCACAAACCAAUAUAAAUUAACCGCCACUAAUAAUCAUUCAGGCACACUGGCGGCUGGUCACUACUGGGCUUUCAUAAGAGAUCAGGGUGUUAAAACAUGGUUAAAAUGUGAUGAUAGGGCAGUGAUUAGUGUCAAGCCAUCUGAUCUAGAUAACUCCACAGUGUUACCGUUCUGUAAGGAGGCUAAGUUGGCUCACUUAGUCUACAGGGUUAACGAUCCUGCUAUACCUGAUGUUACGAAGAAGCUAUAUAAGGGGUUUUCAUUUCUAUCUUUCUUGUUUCCGUGA
Messenger RNA from Hydractinia symbiolongicarpus, 579 nucleotides. RefSeq names its product ubiquitin carboxyl-terminal hydrolase 51-like. The record is from RefSeq and is a predicted model, not a curated record. The coding region runs from base 1 to 579 and encodes 192 amino acids. The transcript has 3 exons. NCBI's taxonomy places the organism in Eukaryota, Metazoa, Cnidaria, Hydrozoa, Anthoathecata, Hydractiniidae. Gene Ontology annotation, molecular function: cysteine-type deubiquitinase activity. Gene Ontology annotation, biological process: protein deubiquitination.